Protopolystoma xenopodis is the source of this 849-nucleotide messenger RNA. NCBI's taxonomy places the organism in Eukaryota, Metazoa, Platyhelminthes, Monogenea, Polystomatidea, Polystomatidae. The record is from the annotation of a GenBank genome assembly.
AUGGAUCAGGAAAGUGUCAACAAUGGUGAUAAUGAUGAGGCUCUUGACAAUUCUGAUGACGAAAAUGCUUCUGUUUGCAGUGAGCAUUGGGUCUUUAGUGAUGAUGUCUGCUAUAAUAGACCCUCUGUUAAUUGUUGUAAAGAAUCUGCAGGUGCACCACAUAGAUUGUCUUCCUUUGCUUCUAUUUCUGACUCUUCUGAUUCUACUAGUGAUACACAUAAAGAAUUUUCUGCAGGAAUACACCUUGCCAAGCGUUUUGCUGACAGAGUGCACGUUGGAUCAAGACGUCUUCAAGACAAUCAGGUUAUUUAUGACAAGACUAAUGUUCGAGACAGACUUGUUUUGACACUAGCCGAUGUGUAUCGUGAAUAUGUUUUUGCUAGAUCCCAGCUUCGUCUUAGAAUGAACUCUUCUGCAGUUCAUCAGCAGAUGCAGGUUUCACCUGUACAUUUGAUUAAUUCACUUUGUGAUUCGGCCCUUUAUGAAGAUGUUUUGGCUAUCGUGGACGCUUUCCAUAUGAACCCUGAAAUCUUCGUCACAGACCGGAUAGCUGCUCGUUGUUCCACAAUUGCUCAAGCUCUGGUUUCUACCCACCAAAAUCUCACUGAUUCUACCAUCUGUAUUGGUAGUCUCCCUGGCCUACAAAAUGGCUCACUUCCUCCUCUGAUUAUUGAACGACUAGCUGUGAUCCAAACGAUCGCCUCCUUGAGUUUGUCCACUUCUCCAUUUUCAAGGACUAAGGAUUACAGCACUAACUCUACUUUCGAAUUAUCUUCUUGUCAAUUAGAAACAUAUGGCAAAAAUUUCACUCUUCUUGAGUAUGUGAUCGCUGUUUUGUCUUAUCCUUAA